GUCCGGAUUUUGUAAGUCUUAGAUUGAGUCAGUCAGUGUGUUAGUCAGGGGGAGCAGAGUCUCAGUGGUGAGGAGUGGAACCGUUGUCUGGUUGUGCACCAAUCACCAUGGUUGACACACGUAGUGGGAAGAGAACUGCCCCCGCUGAGUCCGAGCAGGCCCAGAUUGCUGCCAUCCUGAAGGAGAGGAAAGAGAAGAGAGAGCUGCUCAAGCACGUGAAGUUAAAGGCCAUUGAGGAGGAGCACGCGACAAAGAAGAAGAGAUUGGAGGAGGAGCUACUGAGAUUUCAGAAAGAGAAGAUGAUGAUGCUAGAGAGAGAGGAAGAAGAGAAAAGGAAGGUUGCGGAAGAGGAAGCAGCAACAGGGGAAGAGGAAGACGAAGAAGAAGAAGAGCCCCUUGAAAGAAGACGUGGAGAAGAGAUAGGGGAGACAAGCGACACAAAGGGAGAGGACGCGUGGAUGGAGAAGAAGAUAACAGAGUGGGUGGCUAAUUUAUCGUUAGGGGAGGAUGAGGAGGCACAACUAUAUGUCUCGCAAGAGGAGAAGGAAGUGUUUGCCAGGGAAUUGGAGAUGAUAGAAGAUCCCCUGGAACGCCAGACGAUAGAGGACGAGAAAAAGUUGGAAUGGAAAUUGAAAAUGAUGAGGGAGAAGAAGAGGAGGAGAGAGGAGGCCAAUAGGGUGGCGAGAGAAGUUGAGGAGAUUCAAGCCUGUAGACAGGAGGUGCAAGCACAAGCUGAGGUCCCCGUCAAAUUAGACAGGAUCCUGGGGUACCAAGAAGUCUUGAGCAAGGCUUCGGUAGAGGAACAUCAGGCCGUCAAGGGUCAAGAUGUGACCCUACAUGCCAUCCGAUCGGGGUUUAGGGAGUUUGCGCACGACGUGGUAACCCACGUCGGGACCGAGGUCAAAAAGAUGAAGGAAAGCGCACAACAGUUCUGUGCUGGCGCCAUUGCGGUAGAAGCCGAAGCACGCCCCCGCAAGGACCCAGUAAAGCUCAAAUUUCUUGACGCGUACGGCGGGAAGGAGGAGGAGAAUUUUGAUAAUUGGGAGGCUAGUGUUAAUAGUUACGUGUACUUACAACACAUCUUGUUUGAGGAGCAAGUCCUCGUAGCCUUCCAGUCCCUGAAAGAUGAAGCAGCCAGUUUUGCUAGGUCCCUUGCGCGCGCAGCCGGUUGUGAAAACAACAUGGUUGCAUACUCAAAGACCACCUCACUUCCCCAGUUCCUCAAACUCCUGAGAGAGCGAUUUGCUGAUCCCGCGAGAGGCGUCAGGGCCUCUGAUAAGCUUCAGACCAUUCACUCGCGGCAGUGGAGGAGUGCGAAAGCACUCAAAGCUGUCAUGGACGACUUGGUGGCUGUCCUGGACCAUGGGGUCACAGAGACCCAAUUGGUCCGGUUAUUUUAUCGUGCCAUGCCAGAGCCCCUGAGAGGGCACUCUUUUGGCAAGACCCAGCAGCCCAACAUCAUGUAUGAUUCGUUGAGUAGGGAAGUGGUCUUGUUUGAGGCCAAGUCUAUGCCAGUUUCCACUUUCUGGCAAGGGCAAAAAGUGGAAGGGUGGUACCAUCUCAGGCCAGGUCAGGGCCAAGGAUCAUUUGAUCCUUACUUUAGACGAAGGUGGUACUGACGAGGUCCCAUACGGUCAGAUUGAGUGGGGCCUCGAUGAG
Messenger RNA from Chara braunii, 1659 nucleotides. NCBI's taxonomy places the organism in Eukaryota, Viridiplantae, Streptophyta, Charophyceae, Charales, Characeae. The record is from the annotation of a GenBank genome assembly.